ACUUCACUGUACAUGGGUUGACUUGACGCUAAAUGUUGGGCCCAUGUUACAGAUGAAACAUUUUUAUAGUGUGCUUUUAUCAAUGUGCAGUUCUGGAUUGUUAACCUUUGAAUUUCCUACACUGCUACUAGACUAACUAGAGUAUAGAGUCAGAAGUACAUGGCCGACCAGCUGUCGAAAUCUUCACGUUGACAUCCACAUAUUGACUGAGAUAAACAUUGUCAUGGAAGACAAGGAUAUACAGUUUAAGGCUCAUUGUCUGCGUGAGUUAUUCAAAGGACGAUUUACACAGGAUGAAAUGCUCAGAGUUCUUCAAGAGUUUGAUGAAGAUCACAGACAAGCAUUGGACUUUCUUAUAGGAGAUCCAGAACAAGUCAGUGGAUUCCUGAGAAAAACAACUAACUAUAUAGAGACUCUGCAAGAAGAUUCUCAGCAUCUCUUGGAAUUCUUGGACAACAGCGAGCUAGUCAUUAGACCUUCAGAACGUCUCUUCGCUUGCGUCACGUGCAACAGAAGCUGGUGGAAGAAAGUGCCAUACAGAAAAGAAGUAUCAAGGUGUAAGAAAUGCUUGGUUCGAUACGAUGCUAUUCCUAAAGAAAGAGAAUGGGGCAUUGGAGUCUUUCAUUGUAGUCGUACGCCCAACUGUCGAACAUUCAAAGGCUGGGCUGUGAUGGGUAUGACAGAGUCUAUAUGUUACAUUUGUAAAACUCCAGUGGCUGUCUCAGAAAUUUUAUCCCCCAAAAAGUCUGAACGCGCCCCAAGUUCAAAAGAUACACAUCAGUGCAACGGCUUCAACUGUUACAAUAAGAACAGAGUUGGCGCUGUCGCAUCACACGUCUUCAGUCCCACUGACCAGGUUCCUGUCUGCGUUCAUCCCAAGUCUCGAGCGGCCAUGCCUCCUGGAUGCUGUUAUCUGAUUUGGAGCGUGAGGCACCCAAGUUCAGGGUCAACUGUGUCCACCUUCUGGGACCAAGGGAGUCUAAGUUCACGGUCUGGGAUCAUCCCAGGCUACUAAGGCACAUCACCUACACCAGGAACGCUAGACUGACCUCUCUAUCAAUAAAAAAACAAACAACUCAAUGGACAGAACUUGGCAUUAUGUUUUCAAUAUGAGUCGGCAGAUGAACGGACAAGUACAAACCACAAGUUUCUAAUGUUUGAAAUAAAAAUGCAAAUAAUAUUCAAAGUUUUGAAACCAAAAAUAGAAA
This is a messenger RNA of Biomphalaria glabrata, 1208 nucleotides long. RefSeq names its product shiftless antiviral inhibitor of ribosomal frameshifting protein homolog. The transcript has 10 exons. Gene Ontology annotation, molecular function: ribosome binding; sequence-specific mRNA binding. Lineage: Eukaryota; Metazoa; Mollusca; Gastropoda; Planorbidae. Gene Ontology annotation, biological process: innate immune response; viral translational frameshifting. Bases 224 to 1015 code for a protein of 263 amino acids. The record is from RefSeq and is a predicted model, not a curated record.